CCCGGGGUCUGGGUGCGCCCGCCCUGCCCGCAGUCGGCGAGGGACCCUGGGGGGUCUGCGGGGCGGGCCCAGGGGCAGCCGCGGUGACCUCGGGGCGCGUGCAGACCCCGCCCUCAGCGACCGGCCGCAGAUUCCAGCCCACCUUGGCGACCUGUGGAGCCAGGGGCGGAGAGAGGAGGCGCAGGAGGACCCGCGACACAGCUCGGGAUCCGCGCGCGCUGGGCCUCCGGCGCAGCUCGUGGGGUUCGGGAGGCCGGGACCCUGCCCGGGAGAUGUGGACGCCGGGCGGACCCUCGGGGCCCGCGAGCUGGGACCGCCGUAGGUUGGGCGCGAGGUUGCGCGCGGCGUUCGCGGGGCUGCAGGAGCUCCAGGGGCUGCGCGCCACGCAGCAGGAGCGGGUACGGGGCGCCCUGGCCCUGCAGCCCCCGCCCGCGCCCGCCGCGCCCUGCGGUCCCCACGGUCCCCACGGCCCCGAGCAGCAGCUGGAGGCGGCGCUGGCCGCGCUGCAGGAACAGCUGUCCCGGCUGAGACAGCAGGACAUCGGCCUGAAGACCCACCUGGACCAGCUGGACCUGCAGAUCAGCAAGCUGCAGCUGGAUGUGGGCACAGCCUCCGGGGAGGCCCUGGACAGCGACAGCAGGCCCAGCUCAGGCUUUUACGAGAUGAGCGACGGUGGAUCCUGCUCCCUGUCCACGUCCUGUGCGUCUGUCUGCAGUGACCACAUCUCUCCCUCGCUGGGCAGUUUGUUGCCUAUGGCCCAGGCCCCCAAGGCCAGGCCCAGCAUGGGGGACUGGAGGCCCCGGUCGGUUGAUGAGACUACUGUGCCAGCGUGGAGACCCCAGGCUACCGAGGAGGGCACCAGGCCCCGGGGCAGCAUGGAGAAUGCAGGCCAGCCGUGGGGCACAUUCUGGCCCAGGCCGGUGUCUACAGGUGAUCUUGACAGAGCCCUGCUGGCAGACACGGGGCCCCAGAAAGCCAGCGCCGAUGCUGAGCUCCUCGGGCUCCUCUGCCAGGGGGUGGACAUCCCGCUGCACAUGCCAGACCCCAAGUAUCGGCAAGACCUGGUGUCCCAGGGCGGCAGGGAGAUGUACCCGUACCCCAGCCCCCUGCACGCUGUGGCUCUGCAGAGCCCCCUGUUUGCCCUGGCUAAGGAAACCCCACAGAGCGGUGGUCCCUCGUUCCCCAGGGAGACCUCCCUAGGCCCCGCAGGUCUGAACACCAUCCAGACUGGGCCGGUCCUCGAGGCUGGUCCGGCCAGAGCCAGAGCCUAUAUCGACAGGCUGCUGCAUCUGUGGGGCCGGGAGACCCCAGCAAAGGGUAGCGGGGGAGAACAGGGACCUCUAAGGCAUGCAGUGUCCCCAUCCCCACAGAGGCAGGGUGCCUGGAGUACAGAUGGUGGAGGGCGACUACUGGUCUUCGCCCCAGGGAGGGAGGAUGAAGGAGGGCCAGCUCAGAGCAGAGGUGCCGGCAGGGGCCCCCAGCAGCAGGGAUCCAUGCCUCUUGAGGGUCCCCAGCACCCUGGCAACCUUCCAGAGGAGGGCUCCAAGCCCUCGAACAGCUGUGUCCUCAGGGAGAGCAUGGCGUGGCCCUCUCCCAGCUUGAAGGCCCAGCAGACACCCCCAGCUCAGGACUGUGGACGAGGCAACGUCAUAUCCCCAUCCAGGAUGCUGGACAACAGCCCCUCACCGGCCUCUGGGCACUUUGCCCACCCGUCCUUUGCUGCCAGUCUGAAAAUGGGUCCCCCCAAGAGCAAGGCCGAAAAAAUCAAGAGAAGGCCCACGGACAAGGUGCUGAGGUUUGCAAGGCAGCCGCCGCUUCUACUGGAGAGGCCUGAGGGAGCCCAUGCAGCCCCCCAGCCAUCCCUGGAGUGGGACCCGGCCCACUGGUCCCCAGGGAGGGGUGGGCUCCCACGGAGGCCGGCCCUGGCCUGGGAGGCACCCGGGCGCUCCUGUUCCGAGUCUACCCUCUACCCCAUGCCUGUCCUCGUCCCCGUGGCGGUGGCCCCGCAGGAGGGCCACCGGACCUCAGCCCAAGCCCUGUUCCCCUUUGAGGCAGCACUGCUCACCUCGGUGGCCAGGAGGAAGCAUCGCCGCUGGCAGUCCACCAUGGAGAUCUCAGCCCGGGCCCGCCUGGCCAGCUGUCCCGAGUCUAACCUGGGGCCCCCCAGGCCCGUGGCCAGAAGAGCAGGUGGCCCACAGGCCCGGGGCCGGCCCUUGCUGGUCCGCCAGGACGCCCAGACCAGGAGCAACUCAGAGCCCUCCAAGCACUCGGCCGAGUGUGACCCGAGGUUCCCCUCAGUCAUCCCGGAGACCAGCGAAGGGGAGUCCAGUGACCACACCACCAACCGAUUCGGAGAUCAUGAAUCCAGCAGCAGCGACGAGGAGGGCGGAGCCCAGAGCAGGGACUGUGACCUGGCACUGGGCUAUGUGGCGGCCGGGCACGCGGAGCUGACCUGGACCCAGGAGGUCCCGGUCAGCUCGGGGCCACUCCUGUCCCCCGUGCCCAAGCUGUGCCGUAUUAAGGCCUCCAAGGCCCUGAAGAAGAAGAUCCGUAGGUUCCAGCCGACGGCCCUGAAGGUCAUGACCAUGGUGUGAGGCGCAGUGACUGCAUCAGGAGAAGCCUGCUGCACACCGGAGCCCUUUUCCCGCAGCGUCCUGUGCAUGUCUGGGUUUCAGUGUCAUCUCGCCGAGCCGCUUUAUCUUCCGAGGCCACCAUUUAACAGGAGUCCCCUCCUGUUACAUGCUCUGCCCGUGGAGUACGCCGUGAGUCCCCGCCCCAGCAAAGACUUCCAUGCAGAGCUCUGGUUUCAGAUGCCAGCAGCCUCCCCGGCCGACCUUGCGUCUCUUUUCAACGUCUGCCCAGGAUACUGCUUCCCGGCAGGCAUCUUGUUUUCACCUUGUCAUCCUCCCAUGGCCUUCCCCUGCCCUCACUCCCCUCUGGCCUGGGACGCGUUUCCCAAUCCUUUGACCAUUCCUCCCCAAAGGCGUUUUAAAGAGGCGGUUGCAGGACUCCGUGCUGGAAAUUGAAUUGGAGUUUAAACUCCACGUUACGCUGUCAGCGUACACGGACACCCAAAUUAUGCCAUGAUCUCAAAUAAAAGGAACUUUUUUUUCCCUCUUAA
Messenger RNA from Cercocebus atys (sooty mangabey), 3121 nucleotides. It is a transcript of the gene DACT2, whose product is annotated as dishevelled-binding antagonist of beta-catenin 2. Gene Ontology annotation, biological process: negative regulation of nodal signaling pathway. The transcript has 4 exons. The coding region runs from base 273 to 2594 and encodes 773 amino acids. Gene Ontology annotation, cellular component: cytoplasm. NCBI's taxonomy places the organism in Eukaryota, Metazoa, Chordata, Mammalia, Primates, Cercopithecidae. The record is from RefSeq and is a predicted model, not a curated record.